AUGGACGAACAUUGCUUGGUCAUGUGCGGCGAAUGGAUCUGUGGAGAUGACGGUAAGUGGGAUUUCGUUAUUGACAAGCAGAUGAUCUCGAGAGUAGUCCAAAUGAGUGAGCAUAUGGAUUUAGUUGAGUUAAAAGAGAGGGUUCUUAGAGAAUUUUACGGUGAGGGAGUCGUCGCCGUUUCCCCUUCCCUCAGUUACUGGCCACUAAACAGCAUGGAGCUGGCGACCGGAAAAACUACACCGCCGGUGCUGGUUACAAAUACAGGGGCCAUAAGCUUCUUUUUCAAACACCUCUGCGCAGACAGGAGAAUGAAUAUGCUUGUGUCUUUCUCUUCCGAGGCCGAUUACAUCACACCAGCUCAACCGAAGAAGAGGCGAAAUGUCUUCCAAACUCUCAAUGAGCCAACAAGGAGUGGUUCUGGUUUCGAAGAGUUCGGUAGUUACGGUUCAUCUGUUGGGUCGAAGAACCUGCCUGUAUACUGCAAAGAUGAAGAUAUUCUUAGCCACGUCCAGGAAGCGGAGGCUAAGUGGGCAGAGGGCAGCAUCCGUAAACAGAGCCGUUGCAGCAGCGAAGAGACAAUACUAUCAGACUCAGAAGAAAAUUGCCGUGAGGUUCCAUCUGAUGUUGAAGUUCGUGAAGCUGGCUACGACAAAGAGUUUUGGAAGCACAUCAUCGACGACCCGCUUACCGGAACCGAUGCCUUCAACGUACUCUGUCCAGAGCGCGAUGAUCUUAAUGGGAAGAAAAUUGAGAACGACAUGAAGGGAGAGUACUUCUGUACAACAAAUGAUGCUUUCGACCACAAAGUCAUACCCGAGGGCACCCACGUCGAUGCUUAUCCAAAGGCCGCGAGGAACAAGAAAGCUGUGCCGAAUAAGUGUGGAUGUUGCCAACAAUCGGGCCAUAAUCGCACCAGAUGACUAGUAUUAGCUCAAGCGGUCGCCGUCACAGCUACCAUGGCAUACCAUCUCGGUGCUUCUGUGGAGGAUGGUGGUUGCCAUAUGUGGAAGUUGUGGGACGAAGCUAUAAACAAGGAGAUCAAUGAUCUGAAGUUCGCCACUGCGGUGCUGUCUGCAAGUAAACGCACUGAAAUCCAAGCAGCGGACCAGAUCAAGGUUUUCAUAUCAGAUUCACUACAAGUUGAAAAAAUGCGCAGCAAUCUUGACAAGCACAUCAACGACCCAACAUUGUUAAUGGUAGCUGUUUUAUCCGUAUUUUUUGGAGGGUUAAUCGGAUGGUUCACCAAGUAA
Molecule: messenger RNA, 1251 nt
Organism: Thlaspi arvense
Lineage: Eukaryota; Viridiplantae; Streptophyta; Magnoliopsida; Brassicales; Brassicaceae
Source: the annotation of a GenBank genome assembly